Messenger RNA from Durusdinium trenchii, 3975 nucleotides. Lineage: Eukaryota; Dinophyceae; Suessiales; Symbiodiniaceae. The record is from the annotation of a GenBank genome assembly.
CGCCAAGGGCCAUACACACGUUCGACUGCACUUUGGCCAUGAGACUGCACUCCAUUCUUUUGGCGUUGCUUGGAAAUCCCACCUCCGUUCGAGCGGAAGACGGCUGGUGGUGCGCACCAGAGCCGGGGAAGUGCCACGGGCACCUGGAGCGGCUGGCGAAACGCGCGAGUGUGCGGAUGGCUGCGAAGCUGGCAGCACCGUAUGUGGUCGACUGGGAUGGCGAUGGAGUGGAAGAUCUGCUCAUGGGCGAUCACAACGGCCUGGUGCGCUACUACUCCAAGCACCCCAACGGCCGCUACUACGUGCGCACUGGGAGUGACAAUCCCUUCCGCUUCAUCGCGCCGGAGAAGGGCCUGACGAACUUGUCGGCCGCCAGCCCGGUGGCGGUGGACUUCGACCAGGACGGCACCCUAGACUUGUUGCUGGCUGUCGCGGGGCGGAUCCAUUACUACCGCCAGUCGGAGGAUGGCACCCUGGCAGAAGUGGAGGCCGCUCGGAGUCCCUUUCGCAACGUCACCUGCAGCUGGGCGUUCUGCCGUUUUCACGCCGCAGAUUGGGAUGCGGACGGGGACAUCGACUUGGUGGUGCCCGCCGGACAGGGCUUGGCGUAUCUGGAGAACGUGGAAGGUGAGCUGGUGCCCAGGACGGGUGCGGAGAAUCCCUUCCGUUACUUCUCCGGUGGCUACGUGGCCAAUCACCGUGGCUGGGAUGGGCUUUACUCAUCACCCUUCAUGGUGGAUUGGGAUGGAGAUGGAGAUCUGGACCUCCUGGUGGGUACAGCUGAGGGUAGCGUGCUGUAUUUCGAGCGGACGGCCUCUGGACGCAUUGUGCAGCUGCAGGGAGAGCAAAGCCCCUUCCAAAGUGCAGCGGAACAAGAAAGCGGAGGGCAAAGGAGCGGUGGCGACCAAGCCCAGACCCAAGUUGAUAUGCAGGUGGGGACACAUUACUAUCCCUCAGUCCAUGCGGCCUUCCGCAGCGGCCACCCUCGGAUGGAACUCUUUAUCGGUGAUGUGGAUGGGAAGGUGACCCUCUAUGCGCGCGAACAAAAUCAACAUUUGACACCGCAAUUGGGCGCCUCCAAUCCCUUCUAUGCCUUGGGUCUUCUGACCUCAGCGGUGCCAGCCUGGCCUUUGAUCGAUGAGAACAAGGACCGGUACCUGAUGUUCCAAGAGGCCAACGUGUCGUCCAACAUGAUUGGAAGGGCGCGGGUCCAAGUCUUCCAAGAGCUCAAGAACCACAGUUUGAUCAACAUCACCACCACGGGCACGCCUUUAGCGGCCAUCGGCGCUCGAUGGCUACAAGCAGGCGAGCCAGUGGACGUUGACUUCAACAAGGAUGGUCAAGUGGACCGUUUGACCAUUUGGCCUGAUGGGCGGAUUGCCUAUGAGGAGCGCAAUGCUCAAGGGGUGCUGGUGCUGAAGGAAGGCCCAGAAAGCCCCUUUGAUGGUUUGAAUUUGGACAACGGGCUGGCCGAUGGCAAAGUGACCGGUUUUUUGCCCAUAGAUUGGAACCAUGAUGGGAACAUGGAUUUGCUCGUUGGCGCUUGGGGUCCACGUCAUUUGAAGUACUUCCAAGCAGGCUGGUGCAAGGUCAAAGCGCCCUGUAGCUUGAAGGGUAUCUGUGGGGCUGAUGGCUAUUGCACCUGCAUGAGCGGAUAUACACUGAACGAUUGCUCGGGCUGUCGUCGUGGCUACUUCACCAAGAUUUCCCCACUGGCCGAUUUGGUGCAGUACAGCUGUGCUGCGUGCCCGGGCAAAGGGAGCGACGCUGGGCUUUGCAGCUUCAGAGGUCUUUGCUCCGAUGAUUUCCACGCCAAAUCUGCAUAUGAGGAGCGAAACCGGCUGCAGAAGAGCAUGCUGGCUGGAAAUGGGACAUGCACGUGCAGCACAUUCUUUCAUGGCAAGGAUUGCUCACUGGGCUUAUGCCCUGCAGGAUAUGAGUAUGACGACGCGCUCCUGGUGGCCGAGUGCGUGCCAUGCCUACCGGGCUUUUACACGAGUUUGGACUCCAACCAGGAGAGAUGUGAGAGGUGCCCGGAAGGAAGCUUCACCAGUGAGCGUGGCACCAGCGCAUGCUCCUUGUGCCGCGGCAGGCUGUUGCUCUACGCGGCCAAUGAGGAGAAGACCGCCUGUCGCUCCAAUUUGGUCACCAAUUUGCCCACGUUUUUCGCCGUGCUGCUGUGGAACUUGAUGAUCUUCCUCAUACCCUUGGCCUGUGGCAUGCCCUUUAUCGUGCAUGACAUCCGCCGCACCCUGGGACGAGAUGGCCUGGUGCGAGUGACCACGAACAGGCAUUGGAUCCUGCACAAGGCGGUGAAAGUGCGUUUCACGGGCACUGGCGUGCCACAGCUGGACCGUGCAGGCUACGCCUACCGCGCGCGGGUGCACACCAGCCGGGAGGUGGAAUUGGUCACCGCCAAGUGCCGUUCACCGGUGGUGGAGGCAAUGGCUUCUUCCUCGGGGCAAGUGCAGGUGUUCUGGCGCCAUGCGAUUGCCUUCACAGGCGUCUUAGGUGUGCCCUUCUCUUUGUGGUUGGUGCUGCUGUUUGUGCUGUACAUUGCCUUCUUGGCCAUCUUUUGGGAGCAGUACGAGCGCCCCAUGUUGGCGUGUGUCUUUCACCUGGCCUUGGGCGCGACCAUUGCGAUCUUGGGACACUGGCUCCGUUGGCAGACCAUUUCCCAAACGCAGAUCAUUCAGGAUGUCCAGGUCUUCGAUCGUCAGCUCCGGCGGCGCUUUCCUCGGCCCAUGACCUGUGAAAAGGGUCCUGCAAGGGCGAUUGAGCCGCAGCAACUGCUGAGAUUUCUGGACUUCUUCCGGAACCACAUAGGCAAUCGAACGACCUACUAUGUGGUGCACAACAUCAUUCUGCCCCUCACGGAGCCCUAUCGCUUAUCCUAUGCGGAGGUGGCUGGACCUUCCACGUGUCACCGGCGAUGGUUCGUGAGCCACUAUUGGGGCACCGACUUCGCACAUCUGGUGUCGAGUGUCGAACGACAUUCACAAGACUGUUCGACUGACUUCACCGAGAAGUAUCCCUACUGGAUUUGCACCUUUAGCAACAAUCAGUGGGCCGUUUCCGAGGAGCUUGGUGACAGCUACUUGGAGUCUUCCUUCUACCAGGCUUUGCGUGGUAAGGGGACCUUGGGCACGGUUAUGGUCUUUGAUGAAGAAGCCAUGCCGUUGACUCGCUCCUGGUGCUUGUUCGAGCUCUUGCAGACGGUGCUUCUGCGCGGCAGCAGCCAUGACUUCAAGGGCCUCAUGCUUUGUUCUCCGCUGGGCACGAUGAACACAGGGAAGGGAAGCCUGGACCUUGCCAUGAAUGUGAGCAACAAGCUUGCAAAAUUGGACCUGGAGGCUGCUGAGGCCAGCAACCGAAGUGACAAAGACAUGAUCGACAACCUUGUGAGACAGGAGGGUGGCUUUGAACAGAUCAACGAGUUUCUAGUCGAUUCCAUCUCCGAGGUGCUUCAUAAGCUGCGCGAACAAUUCACCCGCAACAUCGAUAGCCUGGAAAAAGAUCUCGCCCGGAAGAUGAAUCGUGCUCAGAUCGAGCGCGCGCGAACACAGCUGAGCCUUCAACACCGAAGAUCCAUGCCACCGCCUUCCAGGCCACUGGGCUUCUCCAUUUCGGUGCCACAGAUGGUCGCCUCACCCUCGACGACGCGUGCUUCACCUGUUCGAGUGCUGAACCUCCCAUGGCCAGCGAUGAGACUGAUCAAUGUGGGAAGCACCCCAUGAGCAUUUCUGGCCAAAGGAUGCCAGUCAUACAUCCAGUCAUUUUCCGUCAGACCCAGGCUUAGAUCGAAUUGGAAUGAAUUUGAUUGGUCCUUGUACAGUACCAUCGAGUAAACCAGGCACCAUCGAGUUUGGGAGCCACGCCGCACAACUGCUGCUGCUUCGCCGCUUCGCCGAAACGCGGCAAACAAAAACAACACCCGAAGGAGCGCGGGAAUUGAGAGGAUCCAAUGGAUUUCAC